UUGAAAGCGUCUCUAGCACUGAGAGCAGCAGCUGCAGUCUCACAGACAUUUUUAAACUCUACAAAAAUGAGUGAAUCACUGGUUGUCUGUGACGUGGACGAAGAUCUGGUUAAAAAGCUGAGGGACUUUCGGUUCCGGAAAGAGACCAACAAUGCGGCCAUCGUCAUGAAGAUUGAUAAGGACAAGCAGCUGGUGAUUCUGGAUGAAGAGCAUGAGGACAUUUCUCCUGACGAGCUGAAGGACGAGCUCCCAGAGAGGCAGCCCAGAUUCAUCGUCUACAGCUAUAAGUACCAACACGAUGACGGCCGCGUGUCUUAUCCCCUCUGCUUCAUCUUCUCCAGUCCUGCUGGCUGCAGACCCGAGCAGCAGAUGAUGUACGCGGGGAGCAAAAACAAGCUGGUGCAUACUGUUGAGCUGACCAAGGUGUUUGAGGUGAGAAACACGGAGGACCUCACAGAGGAAUGGCUCAGAGAGAAACUUGGAUUCUUCCGCUAACGUCACGGCCUCAUCCCCGCCAAGUCCGGGACGUGAGGAGGGUCCGGAUCGCACAACGCGUGACUUCUCUCAGAGAAGGAUCGCGCCACAGUUAACGUUUCCCUCCUCUGUCUGCGUCAGACCUGAUUUAAAUAGUGUUUGCUUGUGCUCAGUUUCAGCCCUGCUCUCUGGACUCUGAGGCACGUCACAUUUCAGUGCGUGCCAGAAGAUCCAGACAGCCACAGGAGUUUGGUUUUUAUCCCUGUGACUGUCGGCUGAAAUCCCAUCUGGCAGCCUGAAACUGAAAGCACUAUUUGAUGCAGGUCUGCUCGUGUUUCCCCUCAUACAAUCUCUCCAUGUGCCAGUUGUGUGUCUGUAUUGAAUUAACACUCCCGUAGCUCUUGAAGUGAACAGAAAUGGAUGGAAUGGUGUCCGCUCGACAGCAGCACGGCCAUUCAGGAGAACUUAAAGGCAUCGUAACAAGGGUCUCUGUCUCCUUCAGACGUUUACACUCAGCGUUUGAUGCAACUCUUAACCUCCUAAAGUUUCCUUCUUCAUGUUUAUUAACUUCAAUCAUUUGAGGGAGUCCCAUUUUUUAGAUUGUUUUUAGCUUUAUCUGGUGUUUUUAGCUUUAGGAAAAGACAUACUUUAAAUUUCUUUUUUUAUGUGGGAAAAAAAAUUCCAGAGAACAAUACUUCAUUGUAUUUGUAGAGUCUCUCCUUCAUUCAGGGGCAUUUAAAUAGUGAUUUACUUACCAUACUCGGUACAGUCUUCAUGAAUUAACACUAAUACUUACAUAUGAUGGGUCGCACACCAACAAGAGGGCAGAUGCCACUGAGUGCUGUUUCACAUGCUGCAGAUUUCACCUGUCGCCGGAUCUUCUCAAUCUGUUUGGGGGAAAAAACAGCGUGCGUGAAUCAUGGGUAAUGCCUUCAACGUGCGUUUCUCGCUAGUGAGGAUAAAACACUCCAAGAAACAUUCCAGACGCUGAAACACAAAACCUCUGUUUCUACUGACAACACUGCACACAGGGUGGCAUCACCUGCACUCUCUCUCACCUGCGGAGUGACUGUGUCUUUUGGGAGAUUGUUCGCUUUUAUUGUGCAUUAUAGCUCCAACAGUUAUUCGUGUUAUUGAAUGUUGUGCUUCAUUCUGAUGUAGAGCCACUUUGAUUCUGUUUCGGUGGUCGCAGCCUUGAGAAUGGCAGCUGUGAUUCCUCCAAGUGACGCCACUUGUGCUUCAUAUUCAGACGCGAUGGGCAACGGACAGCAUUGAGGCAAAUCUCAUUUUCCAUACAGAGCAGGGUUCAACCGGUGUAUCGUCCUGAAGGCUGAUGUUGUGGCUGGCUGUUUUCUGUCACAUUGGCUUUGACUGGAUAUGUUUUUGCAACAAAAUGUGCAACCGGUAUUGUCUAAAGAAAAAAAAUAAAACCAAAAAAAACCCUUUUUCGAAAUACUUAACUGUAGGUAUUUGGCUGAUUUCAUUCGGCUAUAAGACAGCUUUAACUUGUUCCCUGCUGGAAAUCCUCUGAGACUGCAUUUAAAUUAAUGCAGCACACUUAAAUUGGAAACCAGUUGUUAAUACUUUAGGGAUUAGCGGCUCUUAACAGCAGGGUGACCAGACCCAGAUAGUUUAAACAACUCUGUUUACUCGAAGUCAGCAUGUGAAAGUGAAUGUAUUGCAGACGCUGCAGGCUGGUUUCAUGUGAGAGAUCUUUAAAAUUCCUAAUAAAGGCUUGAUUUCAGCUCGGUACAUUGGUUUGACCCUAAUGGGGAAAAAAAAAAAAAAAAGGUUAGCACAAAUGAAUUCCACACGCUGUCUCAUCAGUGUCUUCUCUUACUCAGAAAGUCUUCUUUUUCAAAGGGAUGGUGGAGAUUUAUACGAUGUAGAAAAAUCUCCACCUGACAUACUGUUAAGUCUACCUUACCAAUGCCUUUAUUAAAAUCAUAUUUAUGUCUGUUUAAAAAAAGUAAUUGGGCCAAAAUAAAAACACAACAUACAAAUACAGUUUUUGACAACUCUUUCUUUUUACUUUCUGAUCUUGAAAGUGUGAGAAAUGUCUUUUUGUUUCUUGAAAGUAUAAUCCUGGUUAUGAUAAACAGUAGAAACUAAUUUCCCAGUGAUGAAACUGAAAGAUAUGUACGCACAAUCAUUUGUUGAUGUCAGAUAUAAGAUGAUUACUUGCAUGUCAGGACAGGAACCAUUUUAUUAUUUUUUUUCAUCAUGUCUACUGAUCACAGUAAACCUAAUAUUUACAUUGUCAGGUUGAUAUCAGUCAGUAUUAAGCUGCUGUAGCACAGAGACACAAAUCCAACGUGGACGAUCAUCAUGGGUGUAAUGGUCAUGAGCUUAAGUUGAACACUAUCUGUAAAAAAAUUUGCAAACUCAUAGAAAAAAAGUUCAUUUUGUUUGAUAACUGACUUAUAGGAAUUUUCACAAAUGCAACACCUGCUACCUUUUGAAAAGUGCAAUGUUCUGCUUUUGAUGUGAAGAUAAGGACGGGUUUAUUGGUGAUUCUUCCAAAUUCUUGAAACCUCUAAAAUGUGGAGAGCUACUGUCAAAGAGAUGCACUCAUAAAUGUAUGUGAACUGUUUCCUAUCGACACGCUGCUCAGUUUUUGCAUUGGGACUCUUGAAAGAAAAAAUGGGAAUCGCCUGUGUCCCGUGUGUUCACAGCUACGUUAAUCUGAAAUUCUGAAGACACUCUGCUGUUGGAGGUUUUCCGUAAAAAUGGGAUGUACUAAACAUUGUGUAUCCAAAUCAGUCUCUCCAAAGUAGAAACAGGGAAGAGCUCCUUCUUGUUCUGAGCCAUGCAUCUGGUUACAUACCUGUGGAUCUAAUAGCUUUCCCUCAUCAUGUAGUGAACUUGUGUAUUUGGCCUCUGAAGUCUUUCCUUCAACGUACCAACGUGUAGUCGCUCGGCUCUUUGGUGUCCUCUUGACUGAAAUACCUGUUUUGUUUGUUUUUAUCCUUUUUAUUAAAAAAAACAAACAAACAUCUGUCAUAACCAGCUGCCUCGUGGCAUCAGUGAAACUUGAGAUACUUGUAUUUUCCCAUACUUUAUAAAAGGUGUCUUGUUCUCUUGUCCAAAUAAAAUGACAGUGAUGUC
Messenger RNA from Salarias fasciatus (jewelled blenny), 3582 nucleotides. It is a transcript of the gene gmfb, whose product is annotated as glia maturation factor, beta. Gene Ontology annotation, biological process: negative regulation of Arp2/3 complex-mediated actin nucleation; actin filament debranching. Bases 67 to 495 code for a protein of 142 amino acids. Gene Ontology annotation, cellular component: cortical actin cytoskeleton. NCBI's taxonomy places the organism in Eukaryota, Metazoa, Chordata, Actinopteri, Blenniiformes, Blenniidae. Gene Ontology annotation, molecular function: Arp2/3 complex binding; actin binding. The transcript has 7 exons. The record is from RefSeq and is a predicted model, not a curated record.